UAAAUGAGCACAAAAGCCACAAAAUUAUCAACAUAACCGCCCCAGUAACAACAGCAAAAAUGUUUAAAAUAACACAGGGCGAAGUGGAUACGAAACAUUUUAUAAUGGCUUAUCCAAAAAAACAUCAUCAACAACAACAACCGCAAAGGCAACAACAAAAAGGGAUAGCCAUUAAUUGGUUGUCAAGUGGAAAAUCAGGAAAAGUUAAUCUAAGCACCUCAGCCAGCACCAAAGAGUCAUCGCAACCGCAGCGCAUUCAAGUCAGCAACGUACAGUCAAGCAACAUUAAAGAUAAGCAACAAUCGCCUGCACCAGCAGCAACAACCGUAACAGCAAGAGCAAUAUCCAAAAGUGCCUUUAUUGAAGUAUUGACAAUGUCACAGCAGCAGCAGCAUCAGCAGCCUGAACAUCAGCAGCAUCCCCAACAACAAAAGCAACGUACUGAAGACCAAGAAAAUGCCUUUCGACAGAUUGAAGAUGUGCACAAUUAUGCCAAACUCCAAACUGACGAUGGAGGUGAGGUUGAAGAUGAUGAGGAUGAUGACGAGGGGGAGGAUGAUGAUGAAGAGGAUACUGAAUUGCAUGUGCAUGUCGAUGAUGAUGAUGAUCAUGAUAUUAUUAUUAAGCAAACACACAAAAAGCAUAACGCUAAUGUGCCCAUUAGCUCCAAGCAAGGCAACGAUGAAGAUUCGGAGGAGCAUGUCGAAGUCGAUGUUGUCACAGUGCCACCGGCCUUACCACAACAACAACAAGAACAACAAAUGCAAAUGCUGCAGCAAUCAAUAACUGUUGAACAGUAUAUGCGGCCAGAGCAUCAUGCACGCCGUCCCAUGAAUGCAUUUCUCAUAUUCUGCAAACGCCAUCGUGCCAUUGUCAAGGAGCGCUACAAGUCCUUGGAAAAUCGAGCAAUUACUAAAAUCCUGGGGGAUUGGUGGGCCGCACUGGAUGAGUUGGAGAAACAAUGUUUUACCGAUCUGGCACAACAGAACAAGGACGCCUUCUUCAAUGCCAAUCCCAACUUUAAAUGGUACAAGUUGCCAGCUCCGCCCUUGCGCACGCUUGCAACGCGUCCCAGCAAUGCAGCCACCACACAGCUAACUGAGGACCAACAACAACAACAGCUGCUGCAGCAGCAGCAGCAACAACACCAACAACAGCAAUUACAUUGGGAGUCAACUGAUGUUGCAUUCAAGUUUGCAGAUGAGACGCAAAUGGGUGAAUUGAGUGCAUUGCUAAGUGGCAGCAAUAAGGGAAAUAAUUCGCAAUACAAGGACUACGCGCUGCAGCAGGCUCUGAGCGAAACCUCACAGUUUAUGAGCCAUGCCAUGCCAUGUAAAACCAACAACAAUAAUAAUAACAAUCGUAACAACAGCAAUAAGCGCACCACACAAGUCCGUGUGGUAGACAGCGCCAGUAACUCCAGCGAGGAGGGCGAACGCGGCUCGCCGAGCAAAAAGAUGAAAACAUCACGAUCGUGCAAGGGCAAGAUCUAUCAGGAGCUCAUUAACUCAGGCCAAUUAGCCGCUGUGGCCAAAAAGAGCAACAAGUGCCGUCUUAACAGCGGAGGCAGUGGCAGCGGCAGCGGCACCUUGGACGCCAACAGCAACACGCCGCCUAUAUCACCAACAACAGCACCCACAGAUUGCCAACUGUUGGAACUGGCGUUGGGCAACAACAACGCUGCUGCUGUCAGCAACAAUUGUGACGUAAAUGUUGCUGCGGCUGAUUUUGAUUUGGAGGAACGCAUUAAAGAGCUGCCAGCACUGAGUCUGGAUUCGUAUUUGCAGCGCAAGCGCAGCACCAAGAAAAAGAAGAAGUUUACCAGCAGCAAAAAGGUGCGCAACUCGAAUAGCAGCAGCAGUGCCACAGGCACGAGCGGCGCAAUCACCACCACUAAAGGUGAGCAGCAGCAGACGCCCCGGAAUAGCAACAACAGCAAGCAAAUAUAUGAAGUCAUGCGCGCCAGGGCAGCGGCGGCUGCAGCAGCCGCUGUGGGCAGUCAGAAACGCAAGGCGCGCAAAGAGAGCAUUACACGUCGCGAUGUCAGCGCCAUUGAGCUGGAGGUGGCCUCCAUAUUGCCGUUGACAAUCAACGGUUGCUACUACUUUAAUCAGUCACAGGUGCAGUCGAAUUCGCAGCCUGCCACAGUGACAACAACGGCCACAACAGCAGUUGCUAUAGCAGGCCAGGAGAACAGUGUGUUGUCAUCACCAUUGUCCUCAUCAUCAUCGUCCUCAGCGUCUGUGUAUGAGCAAGCCAACUACGAUGUCACCUCUACCUCAGAUCUACUCAUUUUAGCCGAAGUUGCUGCCAAUAGCACUGAGCUGAGCAACUCGAACUAGCAAAAGGCUGUGCAGCAUCAACUGAUCAGACUACAACUUCAACUCCAACUCCAACUCCAACGGCAAAGGCAAUCCACAUCCACACCCGUGCCCACUUUAUUUAACAAUCACCAGCACUUGUUGUUAGUUAUUAGGCGACCCGCAGCAAAUAAUUGAAAAUUGUUUUUUUUUUGCGGGUGUACUUAUGUUUGGUAAUUGUUAUUGUUUUAAAUUCUUUGAUAACGAUUGAUAUACAUAUAUAGAUAUAUGUAUACAUACGUGCGCCAAGUGCCUGUGCUGUAACUAUAGCUGUAAAUCGAGACUCUCACCAAUACACACAUACAAACGUGUGCUAGCAGCAGCAUGUGAAGAGUACAUAGAGACAUUCGUUGAUCUACAAUUUAGUCAAUAUUUUAUGUAAAACACACAACACGUAUGCAACAAAAGCAUCCAAAAAAAUCAAACAAACAUGCACACACAU
Drosophila busckii is the source of this 2802-nucleotide messenger RNA. It is a transcript of the gene bbx, whose product is annotated as putative mediator of RNA polymerase II transcription subunit 26. Gene Ontology annotation, biological process: regulation of transcription by RNA polymerase II. NCBI's taxonomy places the organism in Eukaryota, Metazoa, Arthropoda, Insecta, Diptera, Drosophilidae. Gene Ontology annotation, cellular component: nucleus. The coding region runs from base 60 to 2342 and encodes 760 amino acids. Gene Ontology annotation, molecular function: RNA polymerase II transcription regulatory region sequence-specific DNA binding; DNA-binding transcription factor activity, RNA polymerase II-specific. The record is from RefSeq and is a predicted model, not a curated record. The transcript has 3 exons.